Molecule: messenger RNA, 3856 nt
Organism: Batrachochytrium dendrobatidis JAM81
Lineage: Eukaryota; Fungi; Chytridiomycota; Chytridiomycetes; Rhizophydiales
Exons: 25
Coding region: 50-3745 (1231 amino acids)
Biological process (GO): cell morphogenesis; regulation of actin filament polymerization; regulation of translation
Cellular component (GO): SCAR complex
Molecular function (GO): RNA 7-methylguanosine cap binding; small GTPase binding
Source: RefSeq, a predicted model, not a curated record
AUCUAUAGAUACAUCAAUAAAUGAAACGCAUAAUGGUUCUUGCUCAACCAUGCAACAAGCAACUCUAUCUCUUGCUAACCUAACUACUCUUUCCACUCCACGAGACAUGCCAGACGCAUCUGCCCCAUAUAUGCCUCUCCUCAUUCAAGGCCUCUCCAACAUCAAUUUUGCAGAUGCAAGCUUUUUUGAUAUUGACCAGUAUUUUGAAGCCAAGAGUGGUGAAAAAGCCGCCGUGUCGAAAUACUUUCAAAAAGAAGCUCAGCUUAUUAGUAAAAUGCACGAUGUACUUAAAGAAGGCUGGCAGCUCAUCUAUACUCUUUAUUCUUUUCGAAGUUGUGGUCGUGCCAUUCCUCCCGUUCAAGCUCAUAACCAAGAUAGCAAAGAAUAUCUUUAUCGCUGCACCUAUGAAAUUCUUCGUCCAGAAAUCGGUCGCAUGAUUCAACUCAUGUCAUUUCGUGAUAAAUUCAUUAUUGUUUUUACCGAGGCUUUAGCAAGUAUCAUACCUGAUAUUCGCGAUCGAGAAUUUUUCCCAUCGGAGGCCUAUUUACUCAUGGUGGCCCAUGUACUUGAUAUGGUCGUUAGUCUUGAUAGCAUGAAAAACAUGAAAGGAUCCAUGAAUAACGAUUUAUCCAUGUAUAAACGGGCCAUAUCAAAUUUCCCAAAAGAACAAUCCGAGUCAGAACUCAUGUUGCUUCCAAAACUUGCCUUUUUUGUUGCUCAGCAAGACCAAUUUGCAACUGAUGUCAAAAAAGCUUUGGCUACCAUGAGCAACACAUACGAAGAUAUUUUUCAUGAUAUGAUCAAUAUAUGUGUAGAUCACGUUGAUAGUCAGCACUAUCUAACUCCUCUAACCAAACAUGUGUAUCUAAGGGCAAUGGCAUUUGCCGUGUCAUUAUUGGACGGGGACACAGAUGAUCGCGAUUUUACAAAAAGAAAGCGGUUUAAGAUUGACAAGCUUGGAAAACUAUUCAAGGCUACGCCAUAUGUUACUCUAUUUGGAGAUAUUGUCACAUCAUUGCCGUCUAUAUAUGCCAAAGCACCUCAUCUGACCAAUGCAAAGUGGGAAUCGCCUGAAGCAGAUGAAGCAGGAAAUAUAGCGCUUUUUAAGGCAUACCGCCUAUCCACUGGUUUACAAGAAAAUCGAAAUCAGUACAAGGAAAUUUUAGCCCGUGCUAAAGUUGCUUUGGUCAACGCACAAUUGUGUAAGCAACACAAAGCUGGCCAUAUUUCGGCUGAUUUGGCCAAGUCAGUGUAUAACGCAACUUUGGCAGGUCUGAAAAUGAUGUCUAUGUUUACAAUUAAAAUCAAUGAACAGACAGCAUACAAAUUGUUACAUCCUGCAUCACGAGCAACAAAUUUAGACAUUCCUGAAGAUGCCACGAGUUAUGAGUUGGCUGUCAGAUAUAGCUAUAAUUCCGAAGACAAGCGAUCUCUAAUUGAAUAUAUUGCCAUGAUCAAAAAUAUGGCUGGAUUUUUCAACUCCAACAUUUGUUUAAUACAAGAAUGUGUAGACAAGACGGUAUUUCUUGAAUUUCAGGCAUUCAUGCGAACAAACAUCAGCCAGUACUAUAACAGCGCACUCAAGAAGAAAAAGCCAGUAGCCACCCUGUUAAAAUAUAUUCGCGAUUCUGGCAUUGAUGGCGAUGUUAACGGCGAGACACCAGUAAAAUCAGGUAGUAAUAUGGACACGGAAACACUGCGAUCUGACCCUAUAUCUCCUAGUCAGCUUCAUUUUGUUCGCACAAUUAUGGACUUUAUAUUUAACGAAAAAUCAAAGGGGAUGAAAGGCAGCAUUAUCAAAGAAAAAACAUUCAAAGAUGCGCAAGUCAACGAAAUGCAAAAAUUCUUUGACGAGAGUUUCUAUUAUCUGCCCAUGACAAACCUUUCUGAAACCAUUCGUGAAUGCUCUGAUUUAUCCACACUGUGGUUCAAGGAGUUUUAUUUGGAACUUAGCAGACAAGUUCAGUUUCCUAUCAGCACAUCAUUACCAUGGAUUUUGACCGAGUUUAUAUUGGAAUCAAGUCAUGCGGACACCAUUCAAUAUAUGUUUUAUCCUCUAGACCUCUACAAUGAUGCAGCAUAUCGUACACUUUAUCAUCUCAAAAGUCGAGUUAUUUUUGACGAAAUCGAAGCAGAGGUGAAUCUUUGUUUUGAUCAGUUUAUGUUCAAGCUUGGACAGCGUAUAUUUUUGCACUACAAAAAAUUGGCAUCAAUGACAUUGCUUCCGUCAGAUUUAAAAGUAGAGAUAGAUUCAAACUAUCGACCCGAAGCACUAUUUUCAAACUCAUAUGUAUAUAUUAUGCAACAAUCCAAUUUGGAGCUUCUUGGACGCAGCAUCAACGUAUCCAAAGCGUUAUCUCAAAGUUUCAGUCAAUAUCUGCGACAAUCUAUUGAUGUAGCUAUUACGCGCUUUGAAUCAAGUGAUCUCUUGUACAUAUCAGAACUUGAUUCGUUAAUUAAGUGUGCACGUCUAACCCACGAGUUAAUUUCCAAGCACAUCGAAUUGGAACGAUUUGAAGAUAUCAUGGCCGAGUGUGACGAUUCAUUGUCACUGUCUGCAUCUAAUGGUCGUAUUAUGUCGCACGUUAUUCAUGAACUGGUGAAUGACUUUAUUCCCAAUUUUUGUUACAACUCAGUUACUCAAAGGUUUAUGAGAAGUCCUGUGUUUUACACUCAGCCAAUUCAAAGAUCACAUUUUCCUAAAACUAGACCAAUGUAUCUUUUUGGCUCAAAGGCACUCGCUGCAGCGUAUACAGCACAGCAUGUCAUUUUUAAAGAAUUCUUUGGAGAACCACACUUUAAAUGUUUAUUAAAUCUACUGACUUUUACGCAAAUUGGUUUUGUGGCUUCAGAAAUCACUCAUCAUGUGGAACUGCUGAUCCAGCAUACAAUGAACCCGUACAUUGAUGCUAUUUACACACGUAGUCCCAUGCAGGUGCGUUCACCCUCAGUUUCUGCAAGCCUAGCUGAAACUUUCGAGUAUUACAACCGAGAAUAUAAGCCUCUGAUUGCGUAUGGAGAUUUAAAAAGUGAAGUUCUUCAAGCAUUUCGCGAAAUUGGCAAUGCAACUGUGACUAUCAAGUCCAUCAAUGAUCAUAUUUCGGUAUAUAAUUCUUUGGCUAAGGUGUCAAUGCAGGAGUUUGUCGCUGCAGAAAACGGACAAAAAGCGUAUAUUGAUCUACUAUGUGACUUGGAGACUAAACUUCCGUUUGAAAACAUGAUGUUUCCACUUACACCCUGGUGUAAGGGUGUCUUGGAGCUUACGCAGACCACUUCUCACUCGGUAGAACACCUUAAAAGGUUUGUAAGCCAAGCGCGAUCUACACUGCUGCAAGUGAGUGGAAAUUGGGAAGUUGGAGCCGAUCACCUGUUAGUCAACCCAAAAGCGUUUGUGCACAUUUGGUCUGGAUUGGAGUUUGUUUUAUGCAUACCAACUUUGGCAGGAAACGAUCGUGUAGUUCGUGAGCUUUUUGGCGAUGGUCUCCUAUGGGCUGGGUGUCUAUUUUUACAUAUUCUGAACCAAGACGUGUUGUAUUCUGGAGUCAGUAUCAAUACACAAUUGCUUUCUAUGGCUCAAUCUGAACUAGGAGCUGGCUGGCCAUUUGGAACGUUGCAGCAGCAAGGAUCAAACAAACCGUUGGAUCAGAUCAACGCUCUUGAUCCUGAUUUAAAACGAUACCUGGAAGCAGCUUAUUUUUUCUCCAAUGUGAACGAAACAGCUUUUGCAAUCUUGAAAGCUCUUUAAAAAGCAAACUAUUUACAUUCCAUCCACCAAACUCAUUUUCUGAUAAUCUUCCAAUCUGGAACUUUUUAUAGCAAUCAAUAAAUACGACAAGGGAAUGCGCUUUUUAUUUUU